AUGGUGGACCUGAUGAAAACGGACGCGUCACUUGGUGUUGAUUCCGCCUGCGAAUCAACGGUGACCAGCGUGAUAACUCCUCCUUCUGAAUACGGAUAUCACUAUGCUGUCUACAUGCGACAUGAAAUACCUGAAGCAACUGGUCACGUGGUUGCCACUGACCCAUUGGUGACCAAUGCGGUUGAGCAAUACAUGGUCAUAGUCAGAAACGGCCAGUUCUACACCUCGGCGAAUGGAGAAGACGCAUCCAACGAUGAUAUUGACACUCCGGUUAUGCUAGUUGUCUAUGGCGCACGUGGCUUACAGCCAAGCUCCGCCCCCACUAAAUAG
Molecule: messenger RNA, 330 nt
Organism: Opisthorchis viverrini
Lineage: Eukaryota; Metazoa; Platyhelminthes; Trematoda; Opisthorchiida; Opisthorchiidae
Exons: 3
Coding region: 1-330 (109 amino acids)
Source: RefSeq, a predicted model, not a curated record